Messenger RNA from Alternaria arborescens, 1452 nucleotides. RefSeq lists its product as hypothetical. Gene Ontology annotation, cellular component: mating projection tip; actin cortical patch; medial cortex. NCBI's taxonomy places the organism in Eukaryota, Fungi, Ascomycota, Dothideomycetes, Pleosporales, Pleosporaceae. The record is from RefSeq and is a predicted model, not a curated record. Gene Ontology annotation, biological process: actin cortical patch localization; endocytosis; plasma membrane tubulation. Gene Ontology annotation, molecular function: lipid binding; protein binding. Bases 1 to 1452 code for a protein of 483 amino acids. The transcript has 3 exons.
AUGCAGCGCAUGCAGAGGAUUACGGGGCGUUUCCUCACGAGGACGCCCAAUGAAGCUGAUGUCGAAUCCAUGUUGAAGGACUUCAACGACUCCAAGACUAUGUUGGAAAAGCUCGAAGCGUCAGCAAAGCAAUGGCGGGACGCGUGGACCAACAUCCUCAACCAUCAACUCACUUCGGUCGAGCUACUAUACACCAUUUUCAAACCACUUGGCGGCGAAGGCUCCAACAGCACCCAUGUACAUGCCGAAACUCCGUCUGCCGUCCUGGAGCGUGUCCAUGCCCUCCAUGAGGCCUUUUCGGAACUGAAGACGGAUAUGAUGGAGGAGGUCAAAGACAUCGACAGGAAACUGGUCAUACCGGCGAAGCUCGCUCGAGAUGCAUUGAAGCCCAUGGAGAAAGCCAUCAAGAAGCGGGAAGAUGCGAAGGUCGAUUAUGAGCGCUACAAGAGCCGCUGCGAAGCCCUCCAUGCUAAGAAAACGCGUUCGGAGCGCGAAAACAGCGCUCUCGCCAAACACGAAGUCGAUCUCGAGCGCUCUACCCACGCAUACCAGCUUGCUGACGAGAAUCUACGAGAACGUCUACCACGUCUGAACGCCGCGACCUUCUCAAUCCUACCGCACCUCCUAGCGAACCAGAUCGUCCUACAGAAUAACUUGAUUGGGAACUUGUAUACUGUACUGCACCAGUACUCACACGAGCAAGGAUACCCCGACCCACCACCUGAGCCGGAAGAAGUCAUACCAUUAUGGGACUCAAACUUCACACCACUGCGCCAGGAGAUGGAAACAAGCUUGGGCUUGCUCAAGACCGGCAAGGCAGUCCACAUGCCGAUGCGACUACCGGAUAAGGGAGAUACACUGACAGGCCUAGGCAUUAGAAAUAAGGUCAUGCCUGGUAGGAGAGCCAGCAGCAACGACAGUGUGCCUACCAUCACCGGAGGCGGACGACCUGCGCGACCAUCCCAGACCCUUUCGUCCACUUCCGAAAGCGGUCCACCUAUAAGCCUCUCUAGCAAGCCUUCAUACAGCUCUCUUAGCGCCUCGAAGCCAAAGAUAGGUGGCUCACCCCAUCUGAGCGCUGGGCAGGACAUGUAUGGCCGCCGUGCCUCCUCCACCUCUCAGGCUUCCUCGUACUCAAACGGAACAAAUGGCGAUUCCUACUUUAACAAAACCCCUGUCUCGAAUGGAUCGACUCCAAGCGGUUAUCCCUCAUCGCCUAACCCAGCAGCAGGGAAGAAAAAGCCGCCUCCACCGCCCCCUAAGAAGAUUGGAUCGUUCCAGUCUGAGUACGUGACGGCCAUGUAUGAUUUCGAUAGUCUUACUCCUGGCGACUUGAACUUUAGAGAGGGCGACCGGAUUCGUGUGGUGAAGAAGACUGAAAGCUCGCAAGACUGGUGGGAGGGCGAGAUACACGGACAAAAGGGCAGCUUUCCCGCUAACUACUGCAAAUGA